AUUGUACAAUGUCUUGUAGUUCAGAUUGGGCACUGCUAUCGACGACAUGUGGAAUUGGCUCUUCUUGGCGAUACUCGUCGUGGCAAAUCCGACUGCAGUAGUCAGCUUGCAGUGUUCGGAAGAGUUUAUCCAGAAUGUUGUAUGUGAUGUGACGUGUCCAGCAGAGGGUGACGAAGCAGUGUUUCUUCCGGAUUCAACUGGACGGAAUUGUGCUAGAUACUACAUCUGCUCCGAUGGAACUCCUCAACCGGCUGAGUGCUCCAGUAUGCAGUACUUUGAUUUAGUGACAGGAACCUGCACGACUCCAGCUGAUGCUUUGUGUAGAGUUCAGGGCGUAACAUGCCCAGAAGACGAUGAACUAAUAGCCAACCCGGAAAGCUGUUCAAGCUUUUACAUGUGUGAGGCAGGGUUUCCACAUUUCAGGGAAUGUGCUGCAGAACAUUAUUUCUCCAAUGGGCUAUGUGUUCCAGGAGAUUGUGCUGGUUUAGUUACAGAUGAGACGGAAGGGACUACCGAAGAUGGAACUACCGAUGGCUCGUCAGCUAUUACUACGGAUUCACCAUCGGUGACUCCAGAAGCUACAACCGAUAGCCCGUCAACCAUUUCAACGGAGUUACCUUUCACAACUGCGGAGAUUACACCAGAACUCUCGACGGUACCUCCAUCAACGGUUCCCACACCAACCGACAGUCCGUCAACUAUAUCAACAGAGCCACCUCCCACUACUCCGGAGAUUACAACCGAAUUCUCAACUGUGACCGACAACCCAUCAACAGUUUCAACGGAGUCAUCCACAACUCCGGAGGUCACAACCGAACUCUCAACUGUGACCGACAAUCCGUCAACCGUUUCGACGGAAUCACCCACAACUCCGGAGAUUACAACCGAACUCUCCACUGUGACCGACAGUCCGUCAACCGUUUCUACGGAGUCAUCCAUAACUCCGGAGGUCACAACCGAAUUCUCAACUGUGACCGACAAUCCGUCAACCGUUUCGACGGAAUCACCCACAACUCCGGAGAUUACAACCGAACUCUCCACUGUGACCGACAGUCCGUCAACCGUUUCUACGGAGUCAUCCAUAACUCCGGAGGUCACGACCGAACUCUCAACUGUGACCGACAACCCAUCAACAGUUUCAACGGAGUCAUCCACGACUCCGGAGAUUACAACAGCUUCCGCGCCGACCGUGGAACCUUCCACUGUGACCAAUGAACCUAGCAGCACGGUAGAAUCUACCACGGCAACAGAUGCACCUCCAUCCACCGAUCCAGCGGUCGUUUGCCAGGGUGUAGACAUCGGAGUCCUGGCCCAUCCGUUCAACUGCUACCAGUACUUUGUGUGCAUUUUCAGCGCCGGCGCACUGUUCAGCUGUGCUCAGGGACAGAUUUUCGACCCGCGGUUGAUUUGUGUUGCCGGCAGUAGGGAAACUUGUGUUCCUACGAGACCGACCGCGUAACUUCUGUUAUGAGUCCAAUACCACUCAGUAGAUCUUCGAAUAAAUCGAGGAAAGUUCACAAGUUUUACAUAGAACUCAUAGUGGAUAGCAAUAAUUCCGUUUAUUUUACAAUUCUAUUAGAUAUUAAAAUAACAGUUAAUAGAUUAUAGGUAUAAAUAAACAGAAACAAAAUAAAGUUUUUGAAAUUUUGAA
Aedes aegypti (yellow fever mosquito) is the source of this 1651-nucleotide messenger RNA. RefSeq names its product mucin-2. Bases 47 to 1459 code for a protein of 470 amino acids. NCBI's taxonomy places the organism in Eukaryota, Metazoa, Arthropoda, Insecta, Diptera, Culicidae. The transcript is spliced from 2 exons. Gene Ontology annotation, molecular function: chitin binding. Gene Ontology annotation, cellular component: extracellular region. The record is from RefSeq and is a predicted model, not a curated record.